Molecule: messenger RNA, 3692 nt
Organism: Gopherus evgoodei (Goodes thornscrub tortoise)
Lineage: Eukaryota; Metazoa; Chordata; Testudines; Testudinidae
Gene: CCNI2
Product: cyclin I family member 2
Exons: 8
Coding region: 549-1649 (366 amino acids)
Biological process (GO): regulation of cyclin-dependent protein serine/threonine kinase activity; mitotic cell cycle phase transition
Cellular component (GO): cytoplasm; cyclin-dependent protein kinase holoenzyme complex; nucleus
Molecular function (GO): cyclin-dependent protein serine/threonine kinase regulator activity
Source: RefSeq, a predicted model, not a curated record
CCCGGGCGCUGCGCAGACUCCGGAGCCUGUCAACAGUGCGAUUGUCCCCUCUAGGUGUCCCUGCCGAGCGGCUCGUCCUCCGGGGCAGGGUAGGGCUCUCUUCCCCGCUAGCUGUGCGGGGGUCAGCAGCCCCCUCUAGCAUGAUCCGGGGAGACCCCCUCUGCAGGCACAGGCUGAGCCAUUUCCUGGCGCUGAGGCUGCCGCGGCCGGACACAAUGGGAGAGGAAGCGGCGGAGUGAAGGGCUGAACCCCACCGUGCAGGGAGGCUCCCCUAAUGACCUGCCAGCGCGACCCAGGAGACGCGCAGCGGCCGAUCCCAGGAGCUGCACCUCUUUGUGGGAACAAAGGAGCCAGAGACAAGAGAAGGAAAUGAACUGUUGAAUCAUUUGGUCCAUUCUCCGGCUGUGGCAGGAUUACUCUGUGACAUGUAAUUUUAAAGAAUGCGGUGCUUCAAGACAGAAGACUGGAAAUGGAUUUCAGUAAGAAUCAUUUGUAAAUGUAAUAGAUAGCUGUGCCUACCUGGGAAACUGGCCCAGCCACUCGUUGCUAUGAAGUGUACCGGAUCUUCUGAGAGUCAGAGAUUUCCGUUCCUACUAGAGAAUGCCCUAACAAGAGAGGCCAGGAAUUGGAAGGUGCCAGUUUUUUGGAAUUUCACACUGAAGGGCACAGAUAUCUCUCCAUCACACUAUGAGAAAGCAGUUCUCUGGAUUGCAGAAUUAAGCUCCCAGUUCCAAUUUUACUCUGAAACGUUUGCCUUGGCUAUCAACAUUCUUAACCGGUUAUUGGCAUCAGUAAAGGCACAAGUAAAAUACCUUCGGUGCAUAGCAAUUACCUGCCUCAUCCUUGCAGCAAAAACCAACGAAGAAGAUGAGGUAAUACCAUCAGUGAAGAAGCUUGCAGUGCAAAGUGGUUGUAAAUGCUCUCCAGCUGAGAUUUUGAGAAUGGAAAGAAUUAUACUAGAUAAGCUUCACUGGGAUCUUUACACAGCGACACCUAUGGAUUUCUUAAACAUUUUCCAUGCCAUGGUGAUGUCCAACUGGCCUCAUCUACUAAAUGGGCUGCCUCAGAUGAAUCCUUCCCGCCAUGUUGCAUUCUUGACCAGACAGCUACAGCACUGUAUGGCAUGCCACCAACUACUGCAGUUUAAGGGCUCCACAUUGGCUUUGGUGAUCAUCACCUUAGAGUUGGAGAGGCUGACUCCUGACUGGUUUCCUGUUAUUACUGAUCUGCUAAAAAAAGCACAGGUUAGUAGCACCAAAUUCAUCCAUUGUAAAGAGCUUGUGGAUCAGCAGCUAAUACAUUUACAACCAUCCAAUGCUGUUUAUAUCUUUAAUCCUGCCAACCAAGCCAUCCAAGCUCAUCCCAAGGAAAAGUUACCCUACUGUUUUUCUGAAUGGAAGAAUUCAAGUCAAAUUAGUUCAAGGGUCAUUGUGAGUCAGCCAGUUCCUGCAACUUUCACACCUACUUCUGUCAAAAUUCAAGAAGACAGCAUGGAGACAGAUGAAUUCUAUGAUGGAUUCAGGCACCUAUACAAUGAGGAGGGUGUCCCAGAAGGUGGAAGGGUCAGCAUCACUGGCUCAUGUAAUAAUCUGAGGCAAGGAGAAAGUAGUUCCCCUUGUCCUCCAUUACAGCCACCUGAAAUUAACUAGAGGAGGCCAUAAUUGUGUAGGAACUAGCAAAUAUAGUUGCCAACAGGUCAGAUGAAUGGAAUGCUAGAUGCUGUCAAAUGAAAGCAUUCCUUGUUUUGGAUAGAGCAAUGCCAAAAACAUUAACUUGCUGCCUUUUAAGUGUGUCCUAAAACAAUGUUUGCUACUUCCCCACCAUUUGUGUGUGAUCUGAGCAUAAAGCUGGGUAAAAACCUCAACAGCUAUGGAUAGCUGAAGUCAUACAACUCAGGGAUCCAAAAUCAGCAGAUGGGCUUCACACUGCACUUGGAGGAACUGAUGGGACCACGUUCCUUGGGCAGCUAUUAUUUAGGUUCUCUCCCAGCAUGCAUUGUGACUUCAGCCCUUCCAGACUAUAUCAUUGUUCUCCUCUACAAGCUGUUUCCAUAAUUUGAACAGCUGUAGGUGAGUUGCCUUAUGGGGAAGGGAGGUCCCAUUGCAUGGACCAUUAGGUCUACUAAUAUAUUCCUAGGUGGGACCAAACUUCUGAUUUAACAGUGAACAAAAAUGUGUCAUGAGAACAGCCUAAGCCUCUGUGUAAGAAAUUCCAGUUUUACUUAAGGGCUGAUCCUGAACUCAAAAGAUGUUCUGAGUGCUUUGGCACCUUUCAGAAUCAAGCUUUUAGGGACUGAUCCAGAGUCCAUUGCAACCAAUGGGAAGACUCCAGUGGGUUUUUCACAGAUUAUGUGGUGCAACUGAAUUUUGUUCAUAUUGUAGCUUGCAAACGGUGUCUUUUUUUUUAACUAACUUUUACAAUUUAUAUAUUUUUUAAAACAUUUGGUUAUUUGCCUUAACUACUAAUUCCCACAGUGAGGCAGCGAAACUGACUUCUGUAGUGUGUAACCGUUUUAAAGCAGCCUGGCAAAUGUUUUAAAGGAUGAGUCCUGAAAGGGUGAUUGUUACUUUUUUAUUUAAAAUGGGGGCCAGCACUUAAGUGAACUUUUUAUUUGUAUACUAAUUUGAAAGUGUAAUCAGACCAAUACUGUAGGGAAAACAGAUUAGGCCUUGAUCUUGCAAGUUGUGGCCCAGUAUGAAAGCUAGUUGCGAGCCUUUGUAUGAGCGCAGGUAAGGCUGAACAUCAGGCAUAACUCAUCAGAGUGAGAGCCCCGGCCCAUUCACUCUCAGUUGCGCGAGGGUAAAAAUUGGGUGGGGCUAUGCAGAGACCUAGAUGUAAGUGCCAUCCUCAUACUACGAGGGUUUAACCAAGCCUCACACAAGCCUUGCAGCAGCAUUCUUCUUAAUGAAGGAUGAGGUUUCCUGGCAAUCCUUGCCCUGCUCAUCUCUUUUUACCUUGUGCUUAUGUGAAGCAUCUCCCACAGCUACGCUGUGCAGGCUUAAAGCUGUUAGUAGCUGAAUGAACAGAUUUAGUUUUAGAAAUGUUCUGUUAAAAUGUUGACUGCGUAAGCACUGUGCUAAGGUCGGCUUUGUGUGUGUGUGCGUGUGCACAUGCGCGGAUGUGUAAGCCAAAUUUCUUUUAAACUGCAAAAAAUAGGGUGCUAAAUGUACCAAAAAAAUGUUAUAGCAAGGUAGCGAAUUAAUGCAAGUGAGAGAUGUGAGUAUGAGUGCAUUUGGACACCCAUUGGAACACAUGAUGGAGUUGUAUGGCAAGGCAAAGGCUACCACAAACUGUGAAUGUUGCGCUUUAUACUAGUUUAAACCACAGCCUUCCUUACAGAUUGAACAGGGUGGUUUGCCAGUGUGUCUGAUUGCAAAGCUGUAGUAAAUAAGUUUUGAAAUGGGAAUGAAAAAACGAUGCACUGUACCAGAAGAGAAAACUGUUUACAAGCCUUUCCAUGCAUCUCGAGGGCUAGUUUAUGGAGGGACUUGGAAUGUUUAUUUAUUAAUCCUGCCUAAGUAGCAUAAGGAAGGUUUUCAUUUUGUGGCAGGACCAAAAAAAAGAAAAAAAAUGAAAAGAAAAAAAAAAGCAGCACCUUCCUUUUCUAUCACAAACUGUGACUUGACUGCCUGACUUUUAAAGAGGCAAGUUAUCUUUUGUAGUUUUCAUUAAAUAAACUGUAAUCUACGUUC